CUUCUCCAACUCUUACUUUCUCUAUUUCUCUCUCUCUCUCUCUUACGUCUUUACUUGUUUUACACGCAUUCUCAACUCUCAACAUGCCAAUCUCUUCUUGCGCCAGCAAAAAACCACAGCGAUCUACUGGUUUAACUACGACAACACAAUCAGUUACUAAAAGUGCAAACAACAGUAAUACUACCAGUUCCAAUACUAGUUCAACAAGAACAAGUAGACAUUCGGUAUCCUCCACCUCGUCACUUGUCUCUUCACCUACCAACUCAAAUCCUCUCUCAGGCUUAAACUCUCCUACAGGUAUGCGCUCUCCCACGGGUUUACGUUCUCCUACUGGCUCACAAGGUAGUUCUGCAAAGAGAUUAUCCCUAUCACAACCUGGAGCAACAAGUGUAUCUGCACUCAAACAACGCUAUUCCUCAGUGACAUCAAAAGUGGGAUCUCUGGACAACAUCCACUUCAAACCAAAACAAACUGAAAACCGCAUAUUUAGUGAAAAGUUAUCCUACCGCGAACAAGCAAAACCUUUGAUUGAUGCUGGUGACAAGGAAAAAUCAAGCAAAAAAUCAAUCCCAUCUGAACCCAAAAAGAUCAUCAUCAAUCAUCCCAAACCACGUUACGCCUCAGUGAAAUCAAAAGUGGGAUCCAAGGAUAAUAUCCAUUACAAACCAAAAGAAACUGAAAAACAGAUAUUCAACGAAAAACUCACUUAUAGGGAACAAGCAAAACCUUUGAUUGAUGCUGGUGACAAGGAACAACGACGUAAGAAAUCAAUCCAAUCUGAAAAUAAAAAGACUAUCAUUAGCAAACCUAUUCCACAUUACGCCUCAGUGAAAUCAAGAGUAGGUUCCAAGGACAAUAUACAUUACAAACCAAAAGAAACUGAAAAACGUAUAUUCAGCGAAAAGUUAUCCUACCGUGAACAAGCAAAACCAUUGAUCGAUGCUGGAGACAAGAAACGGCGUUCAUCUGAUAGGAGUGGCACGACGAUCACUUCUCCUUCUCCUACGCCAUUAUCAUCAUCUACGACAACACCCAUCAAACCUGAAUCUCAACUUGCUCUUGAUAUCACCACACCUCCUCAAUCGCCACCAUCCAGCAGCAAAUCCGGUAAUGAAAAACAAUUGGAUUCCGUUGCAUCCACUAUAGUAGCUGUAGAAGACUUGAAGAUAUAGUUAGGAAUAGAUGGAAAUACAUAGUUACAAAUAUAUACAUAUACACAUUUUUAUUAUAUAAUUUCUUAUUAUUUCGUUUAGGUACAUCUUUGAUCUAUUGACAUCAUUUCCUUGUUUAUAUUUAUUUAUUUAUUUUUAUAUCUCCUUUCUCGCC
Halteromyces radiatus is the source of this 1326-nucleotide messenger RNA. RefSeq lists its product as uncharacterized. The record is from RefSeq and is a predicted model, not a curated record. Gene Ontology annotation, molecular function: microtubule binding. Gene Ontology annotation, biological process: neuron projection development; microtubule cytoskeleton organization. Lineage: Eukaryota; Fungi; Mucoromycota; Mucoromycetes; Mucorales; Cunninghamellaceae. The transcript is spliced from 4 exons. Bases 84 to 1172 code for a protein of 362 amino acids. Gene Ontology annotation, cellular component: neuron projection.